This is a messenger RNA of Akanthomyces muscarius, 939 nucleotides long. RefSeq lists its product as uncharacterized. The record is from RefSeq and is a predicted model, not a curated record. The transcript has 2 exons. Lineage: Eukaryota; Fungi; Ascomycota; Sordariomycetes; Hypocreales; Cordycipitaceae. The coding region runs from base 1 to 939 and encodes 312 amino acids. Gene Ontology annotation, cellular component: mitochondrion.
AUGCCCGUCUCUAAGAAGAAGACUGCAUUCAGCAUGAUGAAGGACCAAACUGUGUCCCCAACAGCAGCUAGCGCCGGUCAAUCAGACACAACAGCCCGGUCGAUUGUUGAGCAGGCAAGACUGACAGACUUUCGCGACAAGUUCUUGAGCAGAUAUCCCUCAUCUCUUCGCAAUGCAGCGCAGGUUGCGCUGGGUCUGUUCGAGGUGCCGACGAAUGAAGAAGGGGCCAGCACCUACAUGGAGCUGAAAGAAGCUGAUGCAGCCAAUUGGGCUGAGAGAGCCAUCUGUACUACAGAUGCUGAGCUUUGGAAUUUGAUGGAGUGCGAAGUCUUUUCACUGCCGGAACGGCUUGGAAUCAUGCAGGACACUGCAACACCCAUGCCCUCUAAAAAGAAAACAAAGAAGAGCGCCAAAGCAAAGGGAAAAUCCGCGGUGGACGUACCGAUUGAGGGUUCCGCUACUGCUACCGAAGCUAAACCUGAUCGACGCUUGAUGGACAUAAAUGGACGACUCUACCCUCACUUCAUCUACAACGGUCUGAAGCUCCUGGACACAAAGUUUAAGCGCUCUUCGCCAUACGCUUUCAAAAUUCUCCCCCGCGUCAAGGAAUUGGGCUUGCCAUCCUACGUCCUGGGCGUAUCAACCUCUUUCUACUCCAGACUUGCUUCUCUCUAUUGGACCAGGUUUGGCGAUUCAAAUGCAGCUUUAAGUGUGCUCCAAGAAAUGCUCUCUUCUGGUCUUUACGCGAAUGAAGAGUCGAUGGAAGUCGUGGAGAGUAUCCGCGAUCACCUGCAUGGGUGUACUUGGGGCGCGCAAGGACCAUUCGUGAUGGCAAUGAUGGAAUCCUCGCCGUAUGAUGCAAGUCUAUCGCAGAGGCUUGAAAAUAUGCAACGAUAUAUCCGAACUUCGAUUGCUCAAGAAAAGCAAGAUGGCGCUUGA